GCGCAUCGGAAAAAAACCUAGCACGCACACAUUACCGUUCUUCAGUACUUCUUUCUUGGUCGCUGCCCAUUCUCAAUCUGUAACGCAUAAGCCCUAAAUUUCACAUCCUUUAAUCGUUGAUUUAUUUCUCUCAUCUUCUUCGGGCUUGGGAUUGAUUGUUAUUUGUCGAAAUUACGGAGGACUGAUGGGUCGAAAGAAGCCUGUCAGGGGUGAGGAGGAUGGACUUGGCGGGGAGGGUAAGUCGAAGAAGAAGUCGGUUAGGAUUGAUGAUGAUGAGUAUUCUAUUGGAAUGGAAACGGAGGAGCCGGUGGCUGAGGUGAAGCAGAAUGCGCCUGGUGGGAAGGGGAAGAAGAAGAAGUCGAAGAAUGCUCGGGGGAAGGGUGUUGAUGACGAUGACGAGGAUGAUUAUGUUUUGAAAGAUGAUGGGGAUGAUGUUGGGAGGAAGGCGAAUUCGAAAAAGAGUGGGAGUAAUAGUAGUAGUAUGUUUAGUAGUUCAGCGUUUGGGUUACUAGGGGAGGAUGAUGAGGAUGAAGAUGGUAAUGAGCAGGAUGGUGAUGGUGUUUCUACUGAGGAGGAUGUUGGUACGUCGUUGGCGUUUAAGGGGAAGAAGAAAUCGUCAAAGUCAAAAAAGAGUAGUGGGUUUAGUGGUUCAUCAGCUUUUGAUGCACUUGGUGGCGAUGAGGAUGAUGAUGGGGAUGUUAUAGAUGAUUCUGGGGUUGAGCAAAAAUCUGAUAAUGAUGAUGAGCCGGUUAUUAAGUUGACAGGGAAGAAGAAACCGUCAAAAUCAAAGAAGAAAGGCAGUGCUGCUGGCUUUGAUAUACUUGAUGAAGAUGAGAAUGAGGAAAGUAAGGAUGAUGAUGAAGAUGUAGCAUCCAUUUCCUUCUCUGGUAAGAAGAAGAAAUCUUCAAAAUCAACAAAGAAGAGUAAUAAUUCAUAUCUUGAUGAAGACAACGGUGAAGAUCUUUCUGUCUCAGAAUCUGGUGCUGAUGCUGGCACAGUUAAUGAUGAUAUUAGUGCUCUUGAUGAAGAUGCAUCUGCUGUAAUCUUUUCUGGUAAAAAGAAGUCUUCGAAAAAGAAGGGUAACACGGGCUUUACACAGCUGGAGGCUGAGCAAUCUGAGGAAGUUCCCGGUGAAGAAAAGCCUGCUACAGGUGUUAGCGAUGGAAGGUCUGAUGAUAGCAAAAGUAAAGACACUAGUGAUAAUGUAGUGUUAACGUCGAAAAACAAGAAGAAGAAGAAGAAAGGGGGUAGGACUGCACAGGAAGAAGAUGACCUUGAUAAGAUUCUAGCAGAGCUUGGUGAAGUCCCACCUCCUUCUAAGCCUGAUACUGCUCCUCAACAAGAGGAAAAAGCCCCAAUUCAAGCUGAACCAUCUCUGGCUGUAGAUACUUCAGUUGAAAAGGAGGCUGGUGAAGACACUAUGGAAUCUGCUGCUGCAAAGAAGAAGAAAAAGAAAAAAGAGAAGGAAAAGGAGAAAAAGGCUGCUGUAGCAGCUGCUGGGCCCUCUGUGGAAGAGAAACAGGAAGAAACAAAGAAUAAACUAGCAGACAAGAAGAAAGUCCCAAAACAUGUCAGGGAGAUGCAAGAGAGAGUUGCCAAGCAAAAGGCAGAGGCAGAGCGUAAGCAAAGGGAAGAAGAGGAGAGGUUAAGGAAGGAAGAAGAAGAGAGACUAAGGCAAGAAGAAGCGGAAAGACAAGCAGAAGAGAAAAAAAGAUUAAAAAAGGAGAGAGAAAAGGAAAAACUUCAGAAGAAGAAACAAGAAGGCAAGCUCUUAACAGGGAAGCAGAAAGAAGAAGCCCGUCGGCUGGAGGCAAUGAGGAACCAAAUACUUGCUAAUGCUGGAGGUUUGCCUCUCACUACUUCUGACACUGCUAGUACCUCGAAACGGCCCAAGUAUCAAACAAAGAAGUCAAAGCAACAUUCCCAAGUAAAUGGUGCUUCUUCUUCCAAGACUAAUGAAAUAACAGAAGCAGAUGAAAAACAGGAAGUUAUGUCUGGUUUUGACUCCACUGAAACUGACAAGGUGGAAGAGACAAACCUAAUUGACGCUGAGGAGAAAUCUGAAGUUGCUGAUGUGGUUGAAGAGGAUGGCACAGAGGAAGAUGACGAAGAAUGGGAUGCAAAGAGUUGGGAUGACGAUAAUCUUAAGCUUCUCGGUAAAAGUGCAUUUGCUGAUGAAGAGGCCGACUUAGAACCCGAAAUUGUGGUAAAAAAAGAUACAAAAAGUUCACAGACUGCCACUCGUAAUGCCAAACCAACAGUACCACCAGAGAAAGUGGUCCCUAAUGCUCCAGUCAAAUCCCAGGAUACUAAUAAAAGCUUGCCAAUGGGCGAUGUUCCAGCCAAAAAGAAACAGAAAGAUAUAGUUGAGAAGAAAGAAGCACAAAAAGCAGAUGGUGAAAAUCUCCGGUCCCCAAUCUGCUGUAUCAUGGGUCAUGUUGAUACUGGAAAGACCAAGCUGCUUGAUUGCAUCCGAGGCACUAAUGUUCAGGAAGGCGAAGCUGGAGGAAUUACGCAGCAAAUUGGUGCUACAUACUUUCCCGCUGAAAACCUACGGGAUAGGACCAAAGAACUAAAAGCUGAUGCAAAACUAAAAGUUCCAGGCCUGUUGGUUAUUGAUACCCCUGGACACGAGUCAUUUACAAAUUUGCGUUCUCGGGGAUCUGGAUUAUGUGAUAUUGCCAUUUUAGUUGUUGACAUAAUGCAUGGAUUGGAACCACAGACCAUAGAAUCACUAAAUUUGUUGAGAAUGAGGAAUACAGAGUUCAUUGUUGCCUUGAAUAAGGUGGAUAGAUUGUAUGGGUGGAAAACUUGUCGCAAUUCACCUAUUGUGAAAGCAAUAAAGCAACAGAGUAAAGAUGUUUUAAAUGAAUAUAAUAGGAGGGCUAUUGAGAUUAUUACACAGUUUAAGGAGCAAGGACUUAAUACUGAGCUGUACUAUAAAAACAAAGAAAUGGGGGAGACCUUCAGUAUUGUACCUACAAGUGCCAUCAGUGGUGAAGGUAUCCCCGAUCUGCUUUUGCUGCUAGUGCAAUGGUCUCAAAAGACUAUGGUUGAAAAACUUACAUACAGUGAUGUAGUGCAGUGCACCGUUUUGGAGGUUAAGGUCAUUGAAGGUCAUGGAACUACAAUUGAUGUGGUGUUGGUCAAUGGUGUCCUUCAUGAAGGUGACCAGAUUGUUGUCUGCGGUAUGCAGGGACCUAUUGUUACGACAAUACGAGCUUUAUUGACUCCUCAUCCAAUGAAGGAGCUUCGUGUUAAGGGUACUUUCCUUCACCACAAAGAAAUCAAGGCUGCCCAGGGUAUCAAGAUUACUGCACAGGGCCUUGAGCAUGCAAUUGCCGGCACCGGUCUUUAUGUGGUUGGGCCUGAUGAUGAUUUGGAAGUAGUGAAGGAGUCAACCAUGGAGGAUAUGAAGUCGGUGAUGAACAGAAUUGAUAAAACUGGUGAAGGGGUUUAUGUUCAAGCGUCUACUCUUGGUUCUUUAGAAGCAUUGCUUGAGUUCUUGAAGACCCCUGCAGUGAACAUACCUGUGAGUGGUAUAGGCAUAGGUCCUGUCCACAAGAAGGAUGUCAUGAAGGCCAGUGUGAUGCUUGAGAAGAAGAAAGAGUACGCGACCAUCUUAGCAUUUGAUGUUAAAGUGACACAAGAAGCCCGGGACCUUGCGGAGGAGUAUGGUGUGAAAGUAUUUAUUGCUGAUAUCAUUUAUCACUUGUUCGAUCAGUUCAAGGCUUACAUUGAUACUUUUAAGGAAGAAAAGAAGAAGGAAGCUGCUGAUGAGGCAGUAUUUCCGUGUGUGCUUAAAAUUAUGCCAAACUGCGUGUUUAACAAGAAGGACCCAAUUAUUCUAGGUGUUGAUGUUCUUGAAGGAAUCGCUAAGGUUGGGACUCCAAUAUGUAUUCCCCAGAAGGAUUUUAUUGACAUUGGUCGGAUAGCUUCCAUUGAAAACAACCACAAGCCAGUUGAUACUGCAAAGAAAGGAAGUAAGGUGGCUAUAAAGAUAAUUGGAAGCAAUCCAGAUGAGCAGCAGAAAAUGUUUGGUAGACAUUUUGAGAUUGAAGAUGAGCUUGUCAGCCACUUGUCUAGGAAGUCACUUGACAUACUGAAAGAAAAUUAUCGGGAUGAGCUGUCUAAUGAAGAGUGGCGGCUGGUUGUCAAACUGAAACACUUGCUUAAAAUCCAGUGACUUAUGUUUUUCAAGCUGAAGAAUCUGUUGAUAUCCAGCGACUUCUCCAAUUGUGUACUCAGAGCAAUUUCUGUUGUUUGAUAAACUUGGCGGAUAGUGGGUGCAGAUAUUACUGUAAAGAAAGAGCUUUUUUUGUGGAAAGGAACUCACAGAAGUUAUACAACAGAUGAACCUGUGACUGUGGGCCUCAGAUGUGGCAUCAGUUUAAAGCUUUGAAAAUUUUAUCCGGUGAACAAUGUGUAAAUCACGGUUGAGUUCGUCUGGAGCUUGUGUUCAUCUUUUUGUUGGAUGUAAGAUGCCUUGGUAAGCUUUCCAUUGCAAAGAUGACUGCAACUCAAUAUCAUGGCAAUAAACGUUGCAUCAUCAUAAGCUUUUCUAAAAUUUUGUGAGACGAAUUCUGUCAAUUUUGUAUUAAGCUGUGAUAACCUCAUCAGACCUCACCAAGAAGAAAUGUGAUCCCUUAUUUCAAUUAUGCUA
Messenger RNA from Daucus carota subsp. sativus, 4663 nucleotides. Its product is annotated as eukaryotic translation initiation factor 5B. The coding region runs from base 185 to 4186 and encodes 1333 amino acids. Gene Ontology annotation, biological process: translational initiation. The transcript is spliced from 12 exons. Gene Ontology annotation, molecular function: GTP binding; translation initiation factor activity; GTPase activity. NCBI's taxonomy places the organism in Eukaryota, Viridiplantae, Streptophyta, Magnoliopsida, Apiales, Apiaceae. Gene Ontology annotation, cellular component: cytoplasm; mitochondrion. The record is from RefSeq and is a predicted model, not a curated record.